Pogoniulus pusillus (Red-fronted tinkerbird) is the source of this 1177-nucleotide messenger RNA. RefSeq names its product iodothyronine deiodinase 1 (gene DIO1). Gene Ontology annotation, biological process: thyroid hormone metabolic process. The transcript is spliced from 4 exons. Gene Ontology annotation, molecular function: thyroxine 5'-deiodinase activity. NCBI's taxonomy places the organism in Eukaryota, Metazoa, Chordata, Aves, Piciformes, Lybiidae. The record is from RefSeq and is a predicted model, not a curated record.
AUGUCUGGCACCGGGGUAUUCCUGCAAAAACUCCUCAUUCUUCUGCAGGUUACUGCCAGUGUUGUUGUGGGCAAAACACUGCUGAUACUGUUCCCCAACACCAUGAAAAGAUACAUCCUAAAACAGGGUGAAAAGAGCAGAAUGAACCAGAACCCAAAGUUCAGCUACGAAAACUGGGGCCCAACCUUUUUCAGCUUCAAAUAUUUGCUCUUUGUGCUGAAGGUGAAGUGGAAGAGGCUGGAGGAUGAAGCCUAUGAGGGAAAUCCUGCUCCCAACACGCCAGUGGUGACUUUAAGGGGGGAAGUUUGUCACCUCUUAGAUUUCAUGCAAGAUAACAGACCUUUAAUCCUGAAUUUUGGAAGUUGCACCUGACCUUCAUUUAUGUUCAAAUUUGAUGAGUUCAACAAGCUCAUCAAAGAUUUCGGCUCCACAGCAGACUUCCUUAUCAUCUACAUUGAAGAAGCUCAUGCAGAAGAUGGAUGGGCUUUCAAAAACAACAUUGUCAUCAAAAACCACAGAAGCCUGGAAGACCGAAAAGCUGCAGCACAGCUUCUGCAGAGAAACAAUCCUUUGUGUCCAGUGGUUCUAGACACGAUGGAAAACCUCAGCAGCUCAAAAUACGCCGCACUGCCAGAACGGCUCUACCUGCUUCAAGGAGGGAAGGUCAUCUACAAGGGAGGAGUGGGGCCUUGGAACUACCACCCUCAGGAAAUACGUGCUAUCCUGGAAAAACUGAACUAGAGGAAGAAAUGCACUCUGGAGCCAAGACUAUCUGGAUAAAAAAGCUCAGUGACUUAACUUUUCAUAGGCACAACUGUAGGAGGGAAGAAAAAACAAACAAUCAAGAAUUCAAAAGUAACAGCAGAGACAAGCGGAGAAAGAAUAGUGCAGGUGUAUCUCAAGAGCACCUGUAAUGGGGUCAUUUCUGUCAUCUGCAAAAGCCAGCUGGCACACAAAGCAGCCAAUUUCACACCAUUAGGAUUCUCUUCCACACAGACAAUGUUCCUAACUUCUCCCUUUGACUGAAGAAGGCCUCUGAGCAGGACAAUCUCUACCAACAUUUGUUUCUAUUAAUAUUUGUUAUGACAGUCACAGCCUAAAGCACAGAGGGCUGUGACUUGAUUUGAGACUGUAUUUAUAGAAACAAGGGAUUGAUCUGCAACUAUUAAAAAUCUAU